AUGGCUUCCCUCCUCCUUGAUGUCAAAUACCUUCUAGUUUCUCUCUUCUUGAUAUCACUCAUGGCUUUAAUCCUCCUUGAUGUCAAAUACCUUCUAGUUCCUCUCUUCUUUGAUAUCCUCCUUGGCUUCCUCCUCCUUGAUGUCAAAUACCUUCUGUUCACCUCUCUUCUUGAUAUCCUCAUGGCUUCCCUCCUCCUUGAUGUCAAAUACCUUCUAUUCCUCUCUUCUUCUGACUCCUCAUGGCUUCCCUCCUCCUUGAUGUCAAUACCUAGUUUCCUCUUCUUGAUAUCUUCUCAUGGCUUCUCUUCUUGCCCCCUUCUAUUCCUCUCUUUCCAAUGUCCUCAUGGCUUCCCCUCCUCCUUGAUGUCAAGCUUGCCUUCUAGUUCCACUCUUCUUGAUAUCCUCUUGGCUUCCCCUCAACCCGAUGUCCAAAUGCCUUCUGGUUCCUCUCUUGAUGUCCUCGGCUUCCCCCUCCUCCUUGAUGUCAAAUACCUUCAGUUUCUUCUUCUUAUCCCUCAUGGCUUCCCCCUCAUCAUGAUUUUCUCUCUUCUUGAUGUCCUCAUGGCUUCCCCCUUCCUCCUUGAUGUCAAAUACCUUCUAGUUCCUCUCUUCUUGAUAUCCUCAUGGCUUCCCCUCUCCUUGAUGUCCAAAUACCUUCUACUUCCCCUCCUCCUUGAUGUCAAAUACCUUCUAGUUCCUCUUCUUCUUGAUAUCUCCAUGGCUUUCCCCCUCCUCCUUGAUGUCCAUCCUUCUAGUUCCUCUCUUCUUGAUAUCCUCAUGGCUUCCCCUCCUAUUUUCCUCUUCUUGAUAUCACUAGUUUCCCUCCUCCUUGAUGUCAAAUACCUUCUAGUUCCUCUCUUCUUGCUCAAAGCUUCCCUCCUCCUUGAUGUAAAAUACCUUCUAGUUCCUCUCUUCUUGAUAUCUUCCUCAUGGCUUCCCCUCCUCCUUGAUGUCAAAUACCUUCUAUCUCUCUUCUAUCCUAUGUUCCUCUUCUUGAUUCCUCUGGCUUCUUCCUUGUCAAAAUAUCUAGUUUCGUCUCUUCUUGAUAUCACUUCCCAUGGCUUCCCCUCCUCCUUGAUGUCAAAUACCUUCUAUUUCCUCUUCUUGAUAUCACUCAUGGCUUCCCUCCUCCUUGAUGUCAAAUACCUUCUAGUUUCUCUCUUCUUGAUAUCACUCAUGCCUCCCCUCCUCCUUGAUGUCAAAUACCUUCUAGUUUCUCUCUUCUUGAUAUCCUCAUGGCUUCCCCUCCUCCUUGAUGUCAAAUACCUUCUAGUUCCUCUCUUCUUGAUAUCCUCAUGGCUUCCCCUCCUCCUUGAUGUCAAAUACCUUCUAGUUUCCUCUCUUCUUGAUAUCACCAUGGCUUCCCUCCUCCUUGAUGUCAAAUACCUUCUAGUUUUCACUCUUCUUGAUAUCACUCAUGGCUUCCCCCCUCCUCCUUGA
Acanthosepion pharaonis is the source of this 1440-nucleotide messenger RNA. NCBI's taxonomy places the organism in Eukaryota, Metazoa, Mollusca, Cephalopoda, Sepiida, Sepiidae. The record is from the annotation of a GenBank genome assembly.